Molecule: messenger RNA, 1551 nt
Organism: Penicillium verhagenii
Lineage: Eukaryota; Fungi; Ascomycota; Eurotiomycetes; Eurotiales; Aspergillaceae
Exons: 4
Coding region: 1-1551 (516 amino acids)
Biological process (GO): transmembrane transport
Cellular component (GO): membrane
Molecular function (GO): transmembrane transporter activity
Source: RefSeq, a predicted model, not a curated record
AUGUCUGCCGACAAGGAGCUUAGAGCCCAUGAGGCUGCUCUUGAUUCUACCGAUCAAGAUGAUUGGGAUAUGCAGCGCCUGGGUAAGGCCCAGCAGUUGAAGCGAAAUUUCCGAUUCUAUUCCAUCCUGGGCUUCACGACUACCUUGAUGGCUACGUGGGAGUCGAUCUUGCUGACGAGUACAUAUGGCCUGACUGAUGGCGGUCGCGCCGGCAUGGUCUAUGUCUAUAUUGGCUCAUUUGUGGGGUUCUUUGCGGCUGUUAUUUCCAUGGCAGAGAUCGCUUCAGUCUCGCCAACAUCCGCUGGACAAUACCACUGGGUCAGCGAAUUCGGCCCCCCAAGAGCGCAGCGCUUUAUGAGCUACCUGACCGGAUGGCUGUCAGUACUGGGUUGGCAAGCUGCAUUUGCCAGUAUCUGCUUCCUGUGCGGCACGCUGAUCCAGGGACUUCUUGUCUUCAAUUACUCGGGCGACACCGGCUAUGUAUACGACUACCACCGCUGGCACGGAACUCUUCUAACUAUUGCCAUCGCCGCGAUCGGAACCCUCGUCAACACAUACGGUGCCAAGUUCCUGCCUUCCCUCGAAGUCGUCAUCUUAGGCCUUCAUCUCGGCGGCUUUGUCGCCGUGCUCGCGACAAUGUGGGGAAUGUCGUCCGACGUAGCUCCUAGCGAGGUCGUCUGGAAAGAGUUCACAAACUCCGGCGGAUGGUCUAGCAUGGGCUUGGCCUGUCUCGUGGGCCAGUUGACUCCCAUCUUCUCGUGGACCGGGCCCGAUGCCGCAACCCACAUGGCCGAGGAAGUGCAAAACGCUGCCUUUGUCAUCCCCUGGUGCAUGGUUUCCACGGCUUUGAUCAACGGUGGCCUGGGCUUCGUCAUCUUGGUCACACUCCUGUACACAAUGGGACCCCUAGCCGACGUCCUUAAUCCGGCGAGCGGCUUCUCGUUCAUUCCCGCUGUUCAGCAUGCCACCGGCUCCAUGGCAGCUACCAACGGUGUCGCGGCGAUUAUCCUCGUCAUGGAGGUUUGCAGCGCAAUCAGUAUUCUCGCCACUGCCUCCAGACAGACCUUCGCUUUUGCCCGCGACAACGCCCUGCCCUUUUCCAAGGCCCUGUCUCACGUCAACAGUCGGACUCAGGUUCCUGUCACGUCUGUCUUGGUUUCCACCAUCAUUACCGUCUUGCUAAGCUUGAUUAAUAUUGGGUCUACGGCCGCAUUCAACGCUAUCGCAUCCGUCAUGAUCGCUGCCCUGUUCACAACUUACAUUCUUUCUAUCGCGGCUUUUAUUCGAGCCCGUCGCCUUCCGGGCGGAAUCCCUCCAUCGCGCUUUUCGCUUGGCCGCCUUGGAAUGCCCAUCAAUAUUUUUGCAGUUGCCUGGCUCUGCUUUUCGGUCAUUUUCACUUUCUUCCCUACCGCCAGUAACCCGAGCCCUGUCGAUAUGAACUGGUCCAUCUUGGUCUUUGGCGUCGUCAUCAUCUUCGCUGUUGUGCAAUAUCUCGUUCACGGCAGCCGCAUUUACGAAGCGCCCGUCACACAAGUGCGCAAGAACAAUUAG